Fomitiporia mediterranea MF3/22 is the source of this 2322-nucleotide messenger RNA. Its product is annotated as acid protease. Gene Ontology annotation, molecular function: aspartic-type endopeptidase activity. The record is from RefSeq and is a predicted model, not a curated record. Bases 353 to 2038 code for a protein of 561 amino acids. Lineage: Eukaryota; Fungi; Basidiomycota; Agaricomycetes; Hymenochaetales; Hymenochaetaceae. Gene Ontology annotation, biological process: proteolysis. The transcript is spliced from 5 exons.
CCAUCGGGAUGUUGCGACGACAAAUGACAAAUCGGAACAGAUGAACAUGCUUCCAAGAGGAAUCAGGAUGAAGCAAGUGGACAGGCCCGGCAAAUAUGCUCUAACAAUCGGCCACGAGUCAGGAGUACAAAUACAACCCGCAGCACUGAUGGCCUCUCCACUUCAUAUACCUUCCUUCCUUCUUUCAUCCUCCUCCUCUCCCUCUUACUUACUCUCCCUCCUUACUCACUUUUUUUGUCGGCCGGGUGCCGUUUCAUCUUCGCUGUCAAUUUCCCUUGGGCUAUACUUCGCCAGCUAGGACUGCCUCAAUCUUUUGAUUUUUUUCAAUUAAAGGACAGGAUCUAGAAUUACAAUGCAGCUCUUCGUUUCCUUCUCUACGCUUUUGACGAGUCUGCUCCUUGCAAUCUCUCUUACGGGCGAUGUCGAUGCUCGCCCAGCGAAGCGCGAUGCGGGCACCAUCACCCUCCCGCUCAAGCGCAUGACACAGGCCCGGAGCGAUAUCCACCCCCAAAUCCUCCUGCAACAACACAUGAACCGUGGAACGAAGCGCCUCGCGCGCAUGAGUGGUCGUGCUGCUCCGUCUGAAUUGGAGCUGCGCGAGAAUAUCCACAAGCGCAUGUAUAUCCCUGCUGGUGGACGUAAACCCUUGGCCGGCAAGCGCACAGAAAAACGCUAUAAUCGCCAGGGUGUGGUCCCAAUGUCGAGCAAGCCUGCUAACCAGGCAAACUCCUUAGCUACUUCAUCCAAUGAUGAUCAGACUAUCAACUAUGGCGAUGCUGUCGAUGCGCUAAAUGAGAUUGUCAAUGGCGGGAAUGACCUGGCUAGAAAACACAAGAACAAAAACGGUGGAGCUGGAGGUGCUAUUAACGGUGCUGGAGGUGCUAACAAUGGUGCUACUGGUGGAGGCAAUGCCACGGGUGGUGGUGCCAACUCGGGAAACUCAUCUAGCACUAGCGGUGGAAUCUCUCAAGCCGACAUCAACGCCGCUUUGGGUGGCGGCUUGACUCCGGCAGACCAACCAUCUGCACCUGACACCCUUGGGCUUGACAUUGAAGCUAAUGACGUCGGUUACAUCGCGACCGUGCAGAUCGGCACUCCUGGAGCGGACUUCAAAGUCCUCAUGGAUUCCGGUUCCGCUGACUUCUGGGUCGGCGGAGAGAACUGCCAGUCUGAAGAUGGUGGGGGCUGCGGGAACCAUACCUUCCUCGGCACCGGAUCGUCUUCUUCCUUCGUUGAUACUGGCAAGCAGUUCCAAGUCACCUACGGAUCGGGUGAAGUCCAGGGCAACAUCAUCACCGACAAUGUCAACUUUGCUGGACUUAACCUCACGACGCACACAUUCGGCGUUGCCACAACUGAGAGUGUACAAUUCUCGAGUGACCAGACGACUUUUGAUGGCUUGAUGGGUCUUGCACAGUCAACGCUUUCGGAACAGGGUGUGCUUACACCUGUUGAGUCACUCGCGAAGGACAACCAGAUUAACGGUGCGAUCACGUCGUUCAAACUCGGACGUGUCGCAGAUGGGAACAAUGAUGGGCAGGUUACCUUUGGUGGACUUGAUACGAGCAAGUUCGAUCAAGCAACGUUGACGACGCUCAACAAUGUAAACACACAAGGUUUCUGGGAGGGUGCUAUGGACGCCGUCACUGUUGGUGGCCAGGAUCUCGGACUUACUGGACGCACUGCCAUCCUCGACACCGGUACUACGCUCAUCAUCGCCCCUACGGAUGACGCCAACGCCGUACACGCCGCUAUUCCGGGCGCGAAGUCUGACGGCCAGGGAGGCUUCACCCUCCCUUGCACCAGUUCCAGCCAAGUUGCCCUUAGCUUCGGCGGCCGCUCCUUUGCCAUUGACCCGCGCGACUUGCUCUUCCUCCCCGUUGACCAGAACGACCCAACAGGUGACUGCGUGUCCGGAAUUUCCUCAGGCCAGAUUGGUGGUGCGAAUGAGUGGCUAGUCGGCGAUGUGUUUUUGAAGAACGUCUACUUCUCGACAGACGUAGAUAAGAACCAGAUUCAACUUGCUAACCUUGCGUAGAUGCGGAGUCACUUUGUUUUUCGCGUGCUUUAUGCUUUUUUAUGAGCUUGCUUUUGAUGGUGGUAUGUGCUGAGCGUAGAUCGCUCAGUACUUGCUACUGUUGGAUACAGCUUAUUUGUCCUUGCUACGUAGCUGCUCACGAUGCGUUCGUUACUUACACACUUAAAUAUUAUACAUCUGGAUUUCGGUCGUUCACGAUAAUUGCAACUCGCUUUUUCUUUGACUUUCGUGCUGUAGAGUAGUCCUAUCUUGGUCAUUGAAUGGUGAAUAAAAGGAAAAUUGAC